This is a messenger RNA of Aureobasidium namibiae CBS 147.97, 1014 nucleotides long. Its product is annotated as purine and uridine phosphorylase. Gene Ontology annotation, molecular function: catalytic activity. Gene Ontology annotation, biological process: nucleoside metabolic process. NCBI's taxonomy places the organism in Eukaryota, Fungi, Ascomycota, Dothideomycetes, Dothideales, Saccotheciaceae. The transcript has 3 exons. The record is from RefSeq and is a predicted model, not a curated record. The coding region runs from base 1 to 1014 and encodes 337 amino acids.
AUGAGCAGCGUCACCUUGUCUCAUGGUUCGUAUGGCAUCGGCAUCAUUUGCGCUCUUGUGGAGGAGAAAGCGGGCAUGGAGAUGAUGCUCGACGAAGAGCACGAACCGCUAGAGCAAAAGUCUGGCGAUCAGAACAGUUACACCCUCGCUAGAAUUGGCAAGCACAAUGUUGUCAUCGCAUGCCUUCCUGGUGGUCAUCAAGGCAAGGCUGCCGCAGCAACAGGCGCUGUUCACAUGAUGUAUAGUUUCCCCAUUAAGCUCGGUCUGAUGGUCGGAAUCGGCGGAGGUGUACCCAGUCAGGUUCCCGCGAUCCGACUCGGCGAUGUGGUCGUGAGCAUGCCAGAAAGCACACACGGGGCAGUGGUGCAGUAUGAUCUGGGAAAGCUGGAAUCAGAUGGUUUCCGUCGCAAGGGACAUCCGGACAAGCCUCCGAAAGCUCUUCUAAGCGCACAAGGGGCACAGCAUGACCGGCUGUUCGGUUCGGAAGAGAUCCACCCCAGAGAUCAGCACACCUUUGACCACUGUGUAUCGGCCUUUCGAACCGUCCAGCGUGCUCGUCGCGAUGACAACACGCCUCAGGUCUUCUAUGGGACCAUCUUGUCGGGAGACCUGGUGAUGAAAAAUGGAGAAGAAAGAGACGGAAGAGCGGCAGCGGACAAGGCCAUGUGUUUCGAGAUGGAGGCGGCAGGCUUAGUGAACGACUUUCCUUGCUUGGUAGUCAGAGGCAUCUCGGACUACUCGGACUCACAUAAGAACGACAGAUGGCAGCCGUAUGCAGCGGCGACUGCGGCAGCAUAUGCGAAAGAGCUCUUGGGUGCUUUGAGUGUGCAGGAGGUCGAGAAGCUCGGGCCUGCAAUAACAACUAGAGACCGAGAGCCUGUCUUAAGAAAGCGGAGAAUGCUGAUAGGAAGACUUCUUGUGAUGACUGGCGCCUUCGAAGACCUGCGUAGCAUUACCCCCACUGAGGGGCUCGCCAGUGUCCUCGCCUAUCGUCUGAGGGUCAUCGAUGCUUGA